AAGAAAGGCUUGGCAUUGGAUCUCAAUUCAGAACGAUGGAAGCCCAACUCAGACUAUUCAAUUUCAGCCACUCCACUUUGGCUCGCAAUCGCAACUUUCUCUGCAAAACAAAACCCAUCUCCCACGCGCUCCCUUCCCUGUCCCUCCCACGCGCCGCCUCCAGGGCACCCAUCUCCGCCGCCCUCACGCGCCCACCCGUUCCUCCCAACUCCAACCCCAGCACCUUCCCUUUCUCUUCCCAAUCUCUCAACUUUUCCAACCCCGUUUCCAACGCCCCCAACCCCUUUCUCUCCCACUCGCUAGGUGGCGCGUUCACAUGGAGCCCCGCUUCCGACGCCCCAACCGCCGCGCUUUGCGGAGGCGGGGAGCGUGUCGCCACGGUGGUGCUGCUGGGGUGGCUCGGAGCGAGGACCAAGCACCUCAAGAGGUACGUGGAGUGGUACAACGCGCGUGGCGUUCACGCGGUUACCUUCGUGGUGGACGUGAAAGAGCUUCUUCGCUUUGACCUCGGCCACGUCAUCGAGAGCCGAGUCUCUCUCCUCGCCGACCGCCUCGUUUCUUGGGUAUCUCGCGACGAGCACGAUGGGAGAGAACGGUGUUUGGUUUUUCACACUUUCAGCAACACGGGUUGGUUUGUCUACGGUUACAUUCUUGCCCGAAUGAUGGGUAGCGAGGAUCUCAUGAAGAAGAUUAAGGGAUGCGUUGUUGAUUCCGGAGGAGGAGAACCUUUCAAUCCACAGGUCUGGGCUGCUGGUUUUUCUGCAGCCAUAUUAAAGAAGCGCAGCUCUUUAGGACCUGUAGUUGAGGUAGAAGGCAAGCUUAAAUCAGAGGCUGAAGUUAGCUUGUCAAAGGUUCAACAAAACGAACCUUGCACAAUUGAAACUGUGGUCUUGUCACUAUUAGAGAAGAUUUUCUCGUUUGUUUUGCAGUUGCCAGAUGUGAAUCAGAGGUUAACAAGGGUUGUAAAUGUGCUCAUGAAACACCAGCCUUGCCCUCAGCUUUACCUGUAUAGUACAGCUGACAAAGUAGUUCCAUUUCGAUCAAUAGAAGCGUUGAUUGAGGAGCAGAGGAAGUUGGGGAGGAGGGUAAGGUCCUUUAACUUCGGCUUAUCUCCCCAUGUGGAUCAUUAUAGGACAUUUCCCGACCUAUAUUUAUCACAGCUUACUGAAUUUUGGAACCAAUGUUUUGCCACGACCAAACAAACAACUUACAAGUCUUAAGUACCCUUUUGGAGUGUAAAUUUUUUGCAUAGCAUUAUUCCAUCAUGGAAUUUGCUUCUUUUACACUACAUUUGAAACCGGUGACUCAGAAGGAAGAAAAGGAGAUGAAAAAGAGUAAAGUGGAUAACCCUUGCUCUGUUUACUUCCUCGUUAGUGUGUGUGUGUAGUAAUUGAAGUUGGAAGGAGGGGGAGGGAAGAGGAUGGAAAAGGGUGGAAGUUGAUUUUAUUAGUGUUUAGUGUAAUGAAUUUGUGUGGAAAUGAGAGGAAGAUGUGGUGAGACCCACAUAUUUUUCUGUACCUCCUGAUAUGAGAAGAUUAGAAGAGAAGUUAGGUUGUUCUUUAUGAAUUAUACAAACCUUAUCAAAUUUAGAUGUUAUUUGAUAUGUAGUUAUAUUAAUUCAAAUUAACAUAAGAAAAAUAUUAAAGAUUAA
Messenger RNA from Cajanus cajan (pigeon pea), 1651 nucleotides. Its product is annotated as alpha/beta-Hydrolases superfamily protein. Lineage: Eukaryota; Viridiplantae; Streptophyta; Magnoliopsida; Fabales; Fabaceae. The record is from RefSeq and is a predicted model, not a curated record.